Messenger RNA from Mastomys coucha (southern multimammate mouse), 2949 nucleotides. RefSeq names its product paired like homeobox 2B (gene Phox2b). The record is from RefSeq and is a predicted model, not a curated record. The coding region runs from base 288 to 1232 and encodes 314 amino acids. The transcript has 3 exons. Gene Ontology annotation, biological process: regulation of transcription by RNA polymerase II. Lineage: Eukaryota; Metazoa; Chordata; Mammalia; Rodentia; Muridae. Gene Ontology annotation, molecular function: DNA-binding transcription factor activity, RNA polymerase II-specific; RNA polymerase II transcription regulatory region sequence-specific DNA binding.
UAGACGGAUGAGUUAUUGUCAUGUAAAAAGCGCCAGCAAUAAGACCAACCGCUUUGCUAUUGUCCAAGUGGAAAGAGCCAAGUUUAUUAUGAGGACUAUAUACUCUAGAGACCUCAGACAAGGCAUCUCACAGGAGGCUUUUUCAUAAAACUAGGCUCGGCUGGUAGUAAGGAGGCCAGUUUGGAGGCAGGCGUUGAGCUGUGCACAUCUCCCCACUCCAGCCACCGUCUCCACAUCCAUCUUUUAUUUCAUUUUUCCACUUGGCCGAGCCAUCCAGAACCUUUUCAAUGUAUAAAAUGGAAUAUUCUUACCUCAAUUCCUCUGCCUACGAGUCCUGUAUGGCCGGAAUGGACACCUCGAGUCUGGCUUCAGCUUACGCAGACUUCAGUUCCUGCAGCCAGGCCAGUGGCUUCCAGUAUAACCCGAUAAGGACCACUUUUGGGGCCACGUCCGGCUGCCCGUCCCUCACGCCGGGAUCCUGCAGCCUGGGCACCCUCAGGGACCACCAGAGCAGUCCGUACGCCGCAGUUCCAUACAAACUCUUCACCGACCACGGCGGCCUCAACGAGAAACGCAAGCAGCGGCGCAUCCGCACCACCUUCACAAGUGCGCAGCUCAAAGAGUUGGAGAGGGUCUUCGCUGAGACGCACUACCCUGACAUCUACACCCGGGAGGAGCUAGCGCUGAAGAUCGACCUCACCGAGGCGAGAGUCCAGGUGUGGUUCCAGAACCGUCGGGCUAAGUUUCGCAAGCAGGAGCGCGCAGCCGCCGCCGCCGCCGCCGCCGCCAAAAACGGCUCCUCCGGGAAGAAGUCUGACUCCUCCCGGGACGACGAGAGCAAAGAGGCCAAGAGCACCGAUCCUGACAGCACUGGGGGCCCGGGACCCAACCCCAACCCGACCCCCAGCUGCGGGGCAAACGGCGGAGGCGGCGGAGGGCCCAGCCCAGCAGGAGCUCCGGGGGCGGCGGGCCCGGGGGGCCCCGGAGGCGAACCCGGCAAGGGCGGUGCAGCUGCGGCGGCUGCUGCGGCUGCGGCGGCUGCGGCGGCGGCAGCGGCGGCAGCGGCGGGAGGUCUGGCUGCGGCCGGGGGCCCCGGACAAGGCUGGGCUCCUGGCCCGGGCCCUAUCACCUCCAUCCCGGAUUCGCUUGGGGGCCCCUUCGCCAGCGUCUUAUCUUCGCUCCAAAGACCCAACGGUGCCAAAGCCGCCUUAGUGAAGAGCAGUAUGUUCUGAUCUGCGACCUGCGGCGGCGGCCGGCGAGCCCGGGGCCCGGGCUGGCGAGCGGGAGAGUGGGUAGACCCAAGGCUAGUGUCGCUGCUGCCAGUGGCAUUUUUUUUUUUUCAUCGAAGGCCUAAAAUGAUCGCGAUUCGAAAAAAAAACGAGAAAAUGACGUCGCUCUCAUUUCAACCCCGCUUCUACCCCCUUUCCUCACCCCCCCAAAACAAAACAAAACAAAACAAAACAAACAAACAAAAAUUCUUUCCUGGCUUCGCACCUGCCUUGGGCUGCUCAUAGGACAGGGCUCCACCUGCUGCCCAAGGGAUGUGAGCUGGGACUUCGGGGCACUCUCUCAGGGGGCUGUGUCUGAGUGACGGGUGUAUGUCUGUCUCGGAGAAUGUGUGUCUGUGGCCCCAAGUAGGUGAUAGGGAGAGAUGGGGGAGCCACAACCAACUCAGUGACUUCUUAGAAAAAAAAAAAGUUGGAAAGCAGCAACGAUACAAAAGCAAAAUGAAAUAAAUCACAAAAGUUUUAAAAAAAAAAAAAGAUCCACAUGGAGGGAACAAUUUGAAAAUACGAAGGGGGCGAGGGAGGACUGUGGCUGGCGCUGAGGAUUUAUUUGGUCUUGCGAACCCCUAAAUUCUCUCGCUCACGACUGCACAGACUGGUCUUGCGGCUCCUCUUUAGAAAAGCGUACUGACCAGCCCCGGUUCCCCUCAGGUCCUUGUGCUCUGACCACUGCAGUGAUGGCUCACUCAGACUGUCCUAGCAGCCAAAGUGACUUUCUGGAGCCCUGCUUGCCUGUCCCCACCUCGCCCGGAAACCAUCUCGCCAUUAGCGCAACUGAUUCCCACACCGUUGCUAUGCCCGAACCCUAAUCUUCGCAGCCGCUUGGCCCCGAAAGAUGCCCUGUACAGGAGAUACCUUUUGUCUCAUAUGUCACAGCGCUUCUGUUUUUCUCUCCCGCCACCCCCAUCGGCAUUUUCUUCUUCCACCAGCUUUUAUGGAACUUGUUGCCACUGCUUUGCAUCGGAGUCGGUUGUAGUCCACAUAGCUGGCUGCAGAGAAAUAGAUCUACCCAUCAAGGGGAAGGCACACACACGAUUGCAGAAAGUGUCUCGGCUCAUGUUUCUGAUUGAGUGAUCCGAGCUGGACUCAUCCUGUAGGGUGGACGGACUGUACAUUGAUGAUUCCUUCUAUGCGCAGUUUAGACAUCUCUGUUGGGCUUUUUUAUUUUUAUUUUUAUUUUUAUUUUAAAAGGCACAAACUAUAGAUAUUAGUUGAAUGUUGAGGCUUUAACUUUUUCCGUGUCUUUCUACAGCUGUGUUCUGUGACUCAAUUGUAUCGUGUUACUAUCAGUACAGACCGUCUCCUCUACGUGACCGUAUAAUGUUUUUCUCUUCUUGUAGUCUCUAUGGUGUGUCUUUAUGACGUAAUAAGGUUCUCACGGGUUUGAUUCCUUUGUGUUUAGAGAGACCAGGUUCAGACAAUGGUAUAUAUUUUUGUUAUCAGGUGCAUGUCUGUCUGAUUUCCUUUUCUUCUCGUUGGGACUAUGUUUGUGAACAUGAACGUCAUAAGUUAUGUUUCAGAUUUUCAAAUUUAUUUAUACGUGUUCUAAUGAAUGCUUCUAUUUAAAGGGGAAAUAUUUCUACAUGUGCAUAUAGUUUUCCAAGAGUGUACCAUUAACUUGAUUGUUGAUAAUAAAAAGAAAAAGCAAGUCUAAGCAAGUAAA